AUGCUCUACCUCUUUGCCUUACUACCAUUGUGCAUCUCAGCAGCAGUGGAAUGCAACAAGUACAUGUCUACUAUACCCGCGGACUCGGACUUAACGAUGUCUGUUGGUUGCUUUGGGGUGGUCACAACCAACUUGAAUAGUGUUAGUGGAACAGGGACACUCUUCAUCGGUCAAUCCAACACAGUGACCAUCAAAACAGUGACAGCAAGUGAUACAAAGAAUGCUUUGAUUAUUCAAAAUGAAGGGACUUUGACUUUGGAGACUUCAACUGGGAAUGUCAGACUCUUUUCCUCAACAGACGUGAAGGUCAUGAAAGACUCGACCUUCUCAGUCUUCUCCGCGAGUGGAAUUAGUGUCGAUAAUGCUGUCACUAAACUCAUAUUUAAUAAGUUCUAUUUGAAUAAGGACUUCACUAUACCAGAAAAGACUCAAGUCACUAUAGGAACACUGUCUUCCACAUCAACUUCUAAAUCAGCAGAAUUCACUCUUCAAGCUACAGGCAUUAAAUUUAGUAUUGAUAAUUAUGACACUGAUUUGUCAUAUGCGGUGUAUCCCUCUGCUGUUAAAGUGUCGACUGGAACAGUCUCUACUACUGUUAUUGGAACAAAGUGCACAAACACUGAUACAUUCACUUUGGAGAACUCGAUUUGUCCGUGCACUCUCAUUGACUCGGAAUGCAUCUUUGAAGUCAAUUCUGAUACCUUCACGAUACCUGGUUCAUUCGAUGAAGCACAUCCAGUUACUUUUAAUGUCUUGAAAACUUCACGAAUUAGUGGAACUGGAAAUUUGGUGAUCAAGAAGUUGAAUAUUGAACAAUUAGCGACUGCCACGUUCAAUGGAUUUACUAGCGUCACUGUAAAUGAAGAAACUGGAAGCGGCAAUCUCAUUUUUGAAAACAUAAAAUCGACGAUUAAGGUCACUGGGACGUCUGGGGCUAUCAAUAUCAUUGGAGGAAGUGCAAAUAUCAUUGCUGACUCCACAACCCAAUACACUGGAAUGGUGGCAGUUAGUCAGUCAGCAACAGUCAAUGUAUACACACGGGUUAAUCAAAUAAACUUAAUCUCGCAUUCAAGAGUUAAUGUGUAUAAUGAUGUGAACGAUGUUCAGAAUGUUUCUAUGGACUCCACUUCAGUGGUGAACUAUAAGGGAUUGUACACCAAGGCUAAUUUGACUUUUAUAAAAUCAGGAAAUGAAAACAAUCUACCACCACAAAGUGUCAUAUUUGACAUCUACGAUGAUACUUUAAUCAAGAACUUUAUGUCAAAAAUAAAAGAUAGCAACUUUUGGACAGUCUCGUGUGAUGGAAGUUCUAUCGACUUCCAUUUAAAUGAUAUCACGAAAUGCCCGUGUAACCUCCACAACGGGUUUGUGACUGUGAGUACUAAAAUGUGCUCGGAACUCUAUUCAAUAGGUUCUUCUUCUAUUGAAAUGAGCACUGAAAAGGUCAUUACAGAUUUUUUGAAAGAAGGGACGUUGAACAUAACUCGUCCUAGCGUUUCACUCCAAUCAGAUUUGACAGUGAAGAAAUUGAUAUUUAAUGGAGGAGAAUUGGAUGGAAGUUCUGACACCAAAUUCACUCAAUUGGACGUCACAGAAUUUUCAAUAGUGAAACCAUUAAUAUUGAAGAACGUGGAAGUCAGUGUUGUACCAGAAGGCGUUACUACACUCAAACUUAUUCACUCUAAACUAUCUGUUGCAGACAACGUCACUCUUUUGGACUUGGAGUCUUUGGACAUCGACGAGAAGUCAAGAAUUCAUAUCAAGAACGGCCAAGUGAAAUCGAAACAGUUGCACUUAACACUACAAACGUCUUCUGCCACGAAGACAGACCCAAUUAUCAAUUCAGAAUUGUCCGACAAUUUAAUCGUAACUGAAAGCACAACAGCAGCUAUAACAACAGGGACUACUAAUGUCAUUGCCAUUAACCAAAAGUCAAGAACAUUCUUGGGUUCAGUCCCAACGGGAUUACUUCUCUCCUGUUCGCAACGCGUUUUUGUAUCUUCGGAGUCUGAAGUGAAUUGUGGAGACUACGAUUUGUCGGAGAAAGUGUGUGUUGUCAAUCCAACUGUUGAGAACCCAGACUUAAAUAACCCCGACUCGUAUUUGGACAACACAGAUAGGAACUGCCCUUGUGUACACCACGCCGAAUCAACUUAUGAUAGUUGCACCGUCAACAUCGCUACGACAAAGCCAACUACUAUCGGUGCUUCUUUGAGUUUCACUAAGCUUGUUAUCGAAUCUGAAGUCACAUUAACAUCGACAUACAACUUAAAUAUUGUGAAGGAACUCAGUUUGAGCUCAGCAAAAGCCACAUUCAACUUGGGAGGGUUUAAAGCGGAGAAAAUAACAAGCGCAGUAAGUACAGAGCUUGUCUUAAACACAAAAGCGACACUUAAUGAAUUUGAGAUCACACACCCACUCAAUUUGACACUGAUGAAAGACACCUUUUUCGAUAAAGAACAUGUCAAAGGCGAUAAUAAAGAACUCAAAUUGGAUGUCCACGGCUCUGUGUAUCUUCGUAGUGGAAAGUUUGAAGUCGAUGAAAUGUCGUUGUACCAGACUGCCACUGAAAUGAGUUCGAUUUUCAUUGGCUCGGCGUCGCAAUUAGUCUUCACACCAAAUGCCAAAUUACACGUCAUUGAUAAUAAAGGCGACCACACAAAGUCGUUUAUGACAGGAACUGACGUGAGUAGUGCGUUAAAAGUGAACACAGGCCUUUCCAUUGAUUUUACAGGAACGUCAUCCGUUUGCCUUCCAUUGGCCACAUUUGCGUCUGCUCCGUCUUCUGUCGACACGGAGUCGUAUAACAUUAAGAGUGCAACAAACGUCGAGUUGGCUGCUUUAGGAUGUUCCUCGAAGAUCUGGGUGGGAUGUCCAUCGAAAGCGACUCCGUUUGACUGUGGAGGAAGUGAGAUGUGUGUGAUCACCUCCACGGCGUCUUCAAUAGAUUCUUCUGUCAAUACAAACUACGACAAUAUCAACUUCUGCCCAUGUACCAACACUAAGAGUAGUUUAUAUACAACUGGGUGCGAAAUUGUGGUACCGGAGAACAUGGACAAUGUCGUAAUAACUAAUAUGGAAGGUACUAUUAACAAACUCACGGUAUCAUCGAAUGUUAAAAUCAACACCAAAGACACUUUCACCCCAUCAAAAGUGGUGUUAUCGGGGAAGAUCGAAUUCACAAAUGAAGUUUCGGAUAUUCUUAUUCCAUCGUUGGAACUCAACACUAAUAAGUUUUCUGCUGUGACUUUUGCGGGUGCGGGAACAAUCAAUUCAUUCACAUCAAAAUCGGACGCCACUGUGACUUUCAACAAGGGAGGUAACUUGAAUUUGGACAAAGUCGGUGUGAAUUCCAAAAUCACAGUUAACUCGAACUCCAUAGUUUCAGGGGAGGUUGUAGCGUUAACUUUGUCUAAAGACAUGUCGGAGAGAGAUUUGAUAAUAACAACAAAACAGCCGAUUGCUGUGCGUGGGGAAUUUUCAGUACGAAAUUUGGAGGUGAGUCGACAGUCUGUGGAUCAAGAGACUGAUAAGAUGAACACGUUCUUAGUAACGAGUGGAAACAAAUUCACUGUGAACACCUUAAAAAUCAUUCCAUCGACGUUGAACUCGUAUUUGAUAGCAACUGCUUCGGACAUCAAUUACAUUUCAAUUAAAAAUAAAGCAGAGAACAUUUAUGUUGAUAAAUACAACUCCAUUGCGUCAUACAAAAUCGAUAAAUUGAGCAGAGACGACAUCGUGUGCACUAUGAAAGACAUCACGUCGGAAAAUGAAAUCGUCGAUAUCCCAUUCAACGACGGUAAUGAGGCAAAGUCGUGGGAUAGAAAAGGGUGUGCGUGCGAUGGUGAGUUUUGUGAGUUAAUUGCGGGAGCCGUCAACCCGUUUGUCAUGAGUGGAAUUAAUGUGUCCGAACUGAAUUCCCUUCGUGUGUCGGGCGAAGCGACUUUAGUUGGGAGUCAACUGCUUGCAAAUCAAGUGGAACAGGGGCAGAACCUGCCAAUCACAUUUUCAAUAACAAAAUUUGGCAUUGACCAUUUGAAAAUAUCGAAGGGAACAGCAGUGACGAUCAGCAACACUGAAGCGUCGUCAUUUGUGUAUGACAUAGAGGAACAGACUCAAGAUGGAGAUACAACGACAAGUGAUUCAAGUUUGUUGUUUGAGAACAACACGGGUGCUGUCACUAUUAAAACGAAGAGUGCAAUUGUUGUAUCAAAGAUGAGAGUUGUCAACAGUAAAAGUGUUGCAUUGUCGAUGAACAGUGGCGUUAUUGGUCAAAUUGAGUUUACUGAAAUGGAGAUCAACGCGUCGCAACUCACGAUGACUGCUGGGACAUUCAAAAUCCCAACAAGUCCAAUUACAAUUGUCAUGACACAAGGACAGAUGUUCCCAUGGGUCAUUGCACCAGCUGCCAAAAUCAUAGUAAGUGAUGGUUCUGCUAUGAAAAUUGCCCUUUCAGGGGAGUUCAAUGGAGAUGUCCUGUACUUGGUAAGAACGGAGAUACAGAACUUUGUCACGCAGUUUGGCGUAACAAUAGUCAAUCCUAAAGAACAGACCAAAUAUAGUUCAUCAAACUAUAAAGUAACUAUAGACGCCAGCCAAUAUGAAGUGAAACAAGUCUGUAACAUCUACGUAGCUCUUGUCAAGAAGGGAUAUACUGUUACAGAGUGUCCAGAAGAUCCUCUUGGAUCCGAUGAAGCAUUCAUAGUAACUAACACGACAAAUAAUGAAGUUCCGGGGUGGGCAAUUGCUAUCAUUGUGGUGUUUGCCGUCUGCACCGUCAUCGUUCUUGUUCUGUUGAUUCUCUUUGUCAUCUACGCUAAACUCGUGUUACUCAAAAACAGAAAGAAUAACAAAGUCUUCAACGCAAAGGAAAACAUCUUCGAAGAAAGUGACGAGGACCAAACAUCAUCAAGCUCCGAAGAAAAAGAAAACAAAAAUGAUAAGAAGGUUGAAGAAAAAGGAAAUAAUGAAAGCCAACAACCUACCGAAAAUAAAGGAGAAGAAAAGGAUAAAAGUAAGUCGGGAGAAAGUACGGCAACUUCAUCUAGUUCGUCGCCGUAA
This is a messenger RNA of Entamoeba invadens IP1, 5061 nucleotides long. RefSeq lists its product as hypothetical. The record is from RefSeq and is a predicted model, not a curated record. Bases 1 to 5061 code for a protein of 1686 amino acids. Lineage: Eukaryota; Evosea; Mastigamoebida; Endamoebidae. The transcript has a single exon.